UAUUCAGGCGGGAGGGCCAAGGCGGUGAGAAGAACUUGCGGGGCAGAAUUAGAGUUCGGAGGUGCCUUGCUUGCGUGGGAAAAUUGCCGGGCAUGGAAUUUCCAACUCCAUUCAAUUCUCAUGCUUCGAAGCCUUGAAAAUUUCCCAGCCGCGGUAUUCACUCACAGCGAGCCGACGACAUGUCAGUCAAGACCCCCGACACUGGCAACUCGGCGCGUGCAACGAGGAGGAAACGCAAAGCAGAAAGAGAAGAGGAGGAGGGCUCAUCCCCAGCCAAAAAGGCCAAAGCAUCCCGGAUAUCACAGACUAGCAAUGUCGAUGCCACGCUAGGCUUUGUCAAAGAUGGUAACGUGAUCCACGGGGCACGGAGAAAGCGCAAACGACGGAGCCGUGGAGCAAAAGCUGUUGUGGAGGUCGAGGGAAAUAGCAACGACACAAAUGUCAAGGACGAGAAAGCGGUUGAUGACAAUGGGGUCAUUGAUGGAGAUGAUGAGGCUGUCGACGAGGAGGACGUCGACGCUGUGGAGAGUGCUGACCACGACGAGACAACGGUCGCACUCAACAGUUCAACCAUAAAACAAGCAAAAAAGACAAGAAAUCGGGCGAGACGAGAAUCAAAGACCGGUGCUUCUUCGCUCAAGCCGACUCUGGAGGCCAGCGAGAGGGGCACAUCUGGGCAACACAAGACCUGGACAGCCUCGGCCGCCUCUGCUGGGCGGUUUCUGCAGCACGACCCUGCGUUCGUACAAAAUGGCAAAGACGCAGGCUUCCUCAUCAGCGCGAACGCACGAGAAGUACAGCUGCUCUCGCUGGAGACCUCCCUCGUUGUGCGAUCGCACUCCUCGCCAUCUGAUAAAACUGUUGCGCAUUUCGCCGUGGACGCAAUCGACAACACCCUCGUUCACAUUGCAUAUGACGAUGGCGCCAUCAACACAUGGGACUGGGAUAACGAUACCGCGACAACACCGGUCUCUCAUGCGAAGUUGGAAGUCGUUGCAAUGGCCUCUGGUAGGCCCUUCAAUGGCACGAAGUCAUCGCUAUUCUACAUCGCUGCAUUGAAGAGACGUCAUGCUGUAUUCCUCGGCAAUGAGAAGCUCUUCGAAACCAAGGCAGCCCUUACGUCUAUUUUAGUGGUCGGGAAUAGCGACUACCUUGUCUGCUCUGGUCCGUCCGUACUGAUCAUUGGUUCGAGACUUGGCAGAGCAGCAGGUGAGAUUACUUGGAUCGAGAUGCCGCUGAGCUUCACUUGCACAUGCCUGGACGCCCGGCUCUCCACGCUACCAAAUGCAACUACCAAAUCAAGCGGCAACAUCCCGGUUCUGAGUCUGGCUAUGGGACUGGAGGACGGGCAGAUCAUGGUCUACUCAGAUGUUACAUCCCUUUUCAAGUCGCAAGCCCUCCCAACGCCCCGCAUCCUUCACUGGCAUCGUCGUGCGGUGUCAGCCAUAAGGUAUUCACGAGACGGCAACUACAUCAUAUCUGGCGGCAAGGAAACCGUGCUGGUGAUAUGGCAGCUGGAGACUGGCAAGAAACAGUACCUCCCACAUCUCACGUCAGAGAUCAACGGUAUCGUCGUCAGCCCAGAGGGCUCACGAUAUGCGCUCCGAAUGGGAGAUAAUAGCAUCGUGGUUCUCAGUACCAGUGAACUUAAGCCGCUGGCUCAUUUUGCUGGUCUACAAGUCACUGGCCGCAUUGCAACGCAUCUGUACCCUUCUCAACAAUCGACAAUCGCAGCCGUGUUACACCCUACGAAGCCGCACACCCUCCUGGCCGCCGUCCCACCAUCGAUUCCCAGAUCGGAGAACGAUGUUACCGGUCGGCCAUUCCUCCAAACCUUUGACACACGCAACUCGCGGCACAUCAGUCGACAGGCGCUCACAAGGAACAACGUCACCGAUUUCACUCUUGGCCCCGAUCGAACUCCCAUUGUGACACCGGAUGUGAUUCAUCUGGCAAUCAGCCACGACGGCCAAUUGCUUGCCACGGUAGACGAAUGGAUGCCGCCCCUUUCCGAUCUAGGAUAUUUGGCGUCAGACGAGCUGGAUCUAGACGGAGAGCGACAGAAGCGACGAGAGGUCUUUUUGAAAAUCUGGAACUGGAAUGAAGACGAAGGAUUGUGGACGCUCAGUACGCGCGUGGAUGCUCCCCACGGGCGUGCUAACGGAAUUGGCUUUGGUGCAGGCCGGGUCCUCGCUUUAGCAUCUGCUCCUUCAUCAGACACCUUUGCCACUGUAGGCGAAGACGAGUGCGUCCGAGUCUGGAGCCCCAAAGGCCGCACACGUCGCUCUGCGAUCAAGACAGAGCCGGUCAGCUGGGUAUGCAAAAGCUCCACGCAGCUGCCCCGUGCCGAGUCCGCCGAAGAGACAGAGCCAACGGGCUUGUUCGGCGCCAGUCUCACAUAUUCCAAUGACGGCUCCCUCCUGGCGGUGGCCCCGUCGGACCAUGACGCUGCAACAGAGAAAGCUCCAAUCACGCACUUUCUCGAUGCAUCCACUGGCGCCGUUGCGGCCUCGAAGGCGGGCUUGGCGCGUGCUGAAUUGAAGGACAUUGCAUUUCUCGGACGUUACUUUGUCGCCGUAUCCACGCCGGCAGCGCACGUGUGGGACUUGGUGGAUGACGUUCUCAUGUACAAGAUCGACUUCCCAGGCCCUGCCGGCGCAUGGGGUGCUGGUCAUGCCAAACUGGCUGUCAGCCAAGACGAAGGCAGCUUCGCCGUUGUGGUUGGGGACAAUGUCGUGGAAGUCUACGCUCCUCAAAGCACCACGGUGUUAUAUCGACACGAAUUCGAUGCCAGCAUUGAAGGAUUGCUCGCUAGCAAAGGCACGAAAGGGUAUACCUUGAUAUUCUCGGACGCUACGAUUCGCACGGUGUCACCGGCCGGAGCAGAGAAGGUCCAGCCCAGGCUGAAGACGACCUUUUCUCUGGCUGCGUCGAAAUUCAGCUCUGCCGGUGCCGAAGAGAUUGGCCAGGCGGGAGUUGCUGCGGACGCUCAGGCUCCCGUGCUUGGGACUGUAGCGCGGGUACAAGAUGUCGAAGAGGACGAUAGGCUCGUCGUCAGACCCGAGCAAUUGGCGCGGGUCUUCGAUUUCGGACAGACAUCCGCAAUGCCGCCAGUGAGAGAUAUGUUCCAGGCCGUUGUUGGUCUUUUUGCCCGGAAGCCAGCGAUGAGGCCGCAAGCGGUGAGGGCCAGCUGAAGUAGUCAUUGUAUCCAUCUGGUGUAGAUAGUCGAUCAUCAUUUGCUCUCCUGUUUCACCGGUUGCGUCGGCCCACGACCU
This is a messenger RNA of Neohortaea acidophila, 3275 nucleotides long. RefSeq lists its product as uncharacterized. The transcript has a single exon. Bases 180 to 3194 code for a protein of 1004 amino acids. Lineage: Eukaryota; Fungi; Ascomycota; Dothideomycetes; Mycosphaerellales; Teratosphaeriaceae. Gene Ontology annotation, biological process: positive regulation of rRNA processing; positive regulation of transcription by RNA polymerase I. Gene Ontology annotation, cellular component: nucleolus. The record is from RefSeq and is a predicted model, not a curated record. Gene Ontology annotation, molecular function: protein binding; RNA binding.